This is a messenger RNA of Arachis ipaensis, 3416 nucleotides long. RefSeq names its product SAC3/GANP/Nin1/mts3/eIF-3 p25 family (gene SAC3A). Gene Ontology annotation, cellular component: nucleus. The record is from RefSeq and is a predicted model, not a curated record. NCBI's taxonomy places the organism in Eukaryota, Viridiplantae, Streptophyta, Magnoliopsida, Fabales, Fabaceae.
AAAUCAAAGGGUAUUGCCAAUUCGCCUAUUUAGUAUUUACAUUGUGACCCGAACGCCCGCAUAAAUUUUCCUUUUUCUCUUUCCGAAUCCCUCUUUUGUGCUCUGUUCCUGCGUUUUCGCCAAUAACCCCUUUUAAAAUUUUAUUGCAAAGUCCCCCCUUUCUUACUUUUUCACAUUUUUCAUUAAUCUUCCUCUGUUAAUAAUUAGUAUCUUGCUGUUUUGUUUCUUUUUUUAUUUUUCAUUUGCUUUGAUUUUUGUUUUCGUUGAAUCUUCUAUUUUUCGUCUUCUCCGAAUUUUGGUUUAUUGCGGUUCCUCCGAUGCGUAUCUGAUCCCCUGAUUUCCGUUCCCGAGCUACUCCAAGCGUGUUCGAGAGAUGAUGGCCAACGAAGGAAGUAAGACCGAAACCUUAGCUGCAGAGUCCCAUCUGUUCGAGAAUCGGCAUAUUGAUGCAACACAACAUCAGCCAUCUUCAUACACUGCACCUACGGCUGGAUCAGAAGCUGCUUCAUGGACUGUUCAUAGCUCCACAACAAAUGGAAUUUACUCUAAUCCACCCUACCAGUAUAAUCAGCAUCCACAACCACCUGGACGAAGCAUUCAAGAAGGCCAAAACGUAUCGUCAGUUGCUGGUAAUUCAUCAAAUUUGGGAACAGCUAAUGUACCACAAGAUUACAAUGCAUACGCAUCAUACCCAAGUUCUUCUAAUCCAUAUGGUUAUGGCAGUGCGGGAUACUCAGGCUACUAUAACAACUAUCAGCAACAACCUAAUCAUACAUAUACACAGCCUGUAGGAGCAUAUCAAAACACAGGUGCUCCUUAUCAGCCUAUUUCCUCCUUUCAGAAUACUGGGUCUUAUGCUGGAUCUGCAAGUUAUUCAAGCACUUAUUACAAUCCUGGUGAUUAUCAGACAAAUGGCGGUUACCAAAACAGUGGCGGUUAUGGAAACCAAGCAACAGGGUGGAACAAUGGAAGUUAUUCAAGUUAUUCUUCUCAUUCUUAUACAAAUUACACACCAGAUUCCACUGCCUCUUAUAGUUCCAACACUGCAGCCCCUUCUGUGCAGUAUCAACAACAAUACAAGCAGUGGGCAGACUAUUACAACCAAACAGAAGUCAGCUGUGCACCAGGGACAGAGAACUUAUCUGUCCCAAGUUCAUCUACUUUGUCAUGCUCUAUUCCUGAAGUUACUAGUAGUUAUCCAACUCCAAAUAGCCAGCCACCACAAUCAUAUGCACCAUAUUGGAGGCAAGAGUCCAGCUCUUCUGCAAUGCCUUCUUUUCAGCCUGCUGCUGUAAAUAGUGGUGAUCAUGAUGGUUACUGGAAACAUGGGGGCCAAAGUUCUCAAAUACACCACACUAAUCCUAUUCCCCCAAACUAUCAAAGUCCUUUAGAUUUAAAUAAUUCUUAUGAUAAAUUUCAGGAUCAGCCGAUGACAGCUUCUUCUCAAGGGGCCAACUUACACCUUCCUCCUCCUCCUCCUCCUCCUUCUUAUCCUCCUCCUGCUACUGCUCAACAGGUGAACCAGAUGCCCAUGCAAACUGCUCCAUCUUUGGAUACGAAACGGGUAAGUAAAUUGCAGAUUCCAACAAAUCCUCGAAUCGCUUCAAAUUUGACAUUCGGACAGCCCAAAACCGAAAAAGAUAACUCUUCAAGCAGUCCAGCAGUAAAACCUGCUUAUAUUGCUGUCUCACUUCCAAAGCCACCUGAGAAAGUGGCAUCUAAUGAUGCUGCUAACUCAAUACUCAAGCCUGGUAUGUUUCCCAAGUCUUUGCGUGGCUAUUGUGAGAGAGCUUUGGCUCGUUGUAAAGACGAAAAGCAAAUGGCAGCAUGUCAAGCUGUAAUGAAAGAGAUGAUCACCAAGGCAACAGCUGAUGGUACACUAUAUGCACGAAAUUGGGAUAUGGAACCACUCUUCCCAAUGCCAGAUGCAGAUAAUGCCAAUAAAGAUGGUUCGCCAUCUUCAACCAACGAUUCUUCAUUGCCAAAGUACAAAAGGAGUCCCAGGCGAACUAAAAGUAGGUGGGAACCAUUACCAGAGGAUAAGCCAGUCGAUAAUCCGGUGUUAGUCAGUAAUGAAACUAUCAAAUACAGCAGUUGGUUACCAAAUCAAAAGGACAGAAAGGUGGUAGCGGAGAACAACGAGAACAAGGAAGAUGGUUUGAGGAAUACUAAAUUUUCUCCAUUCUUUCAGAGAACAUCAAACAAGACACCCCAAAGGGCAUUUAAGAAGCAACGCCUUGCUGAUGCUUCUGAAAAUGGCGAUGCAUCCAGUGAUAGUGAUAAAGAACAAAGGUUGACACAAUAUUAUUCUGCUGCAAUGGCUUUUAGAGACUCCCCAGAGGAAAGGAAGAGACGUGAAAAUCGUUCUAAACGUUUCGAUUUAGGGCAAGGGCAUCGAUCAGAAAAUAAUCACUUCAGGAAAAGAAAUGCUGGAGCUGGAAACUUGUAUAAUAGAAGGGCUAGUGCCAUAGUGUUGAGCAAAGCCUUUGAAGAUGGUGUUAGCAAAGCUGUUGAGGAUAUUGAUUGGGAUGCCCUUACUGUAAAGGGUACUUGCCAAGAAAUUGAGAAGCGUUAUCUGCGAUUAACUUCUGCACCAGACCCUGCCACUGUAAGACCUGAAGAGGUCCUUGAAAAGGCACUAUUGAUGGUUCAAAAUUCCCAAAAGAAUUACCUUUAUAAAUGUGACCAGUUAAAGUCAAUUCGCCAAGACCUUACUGUGCAACGAAUACGCAAUCAUCUAACAGUCAAGGUGUAUGAAACACAUGCCCGGUUGGCACUGGAGUUUGGGGACCUCCCUGAGUAUAAUCAGUGCCAGUCUCAGUUGAAAACUCUGUAUGCUGAAGGGAUUGAAGGGUCCUAUAUGGAAUUUGCUGCUUACAACUUGCUGUGUGUUAUAAUGCAUGCAAAUAAUAACAGAGAUCUCCUAUCAUCAAUGUCAAGGUUAUCCGAGGAAGCAAAAAAGGAUGAAGCUGUAAAACAUGCCCUUGCUGUUCGUGCAGCUGUAACCUCUGGAAAUUAUGUUACUUUCUUCAGACUAUACAAAGCAGCUCCUAACUUGAACACCUGCCUUAUGGAUCUUUAUGUUGAGAAGAUGCGUUUUAAAGCUGUGACCUGCAUGUGCCGGUCAUAUCGCCCAACUGUGCCUGUUUCAUAUAUCUCUCAGGUUCUUGGAUUCUCAAAUGUAGUGCCAACAAAUGGAAUAAGCGAUGAUAAAGACACGGAUGCUUUGGAAGAGUGCUCAGAAUGGUUGAAAGCACACGGUGCAAACAUAAUUGCGGAUAACAAUGGUGACAUGGUAGUUGAUACAAAAGUUUCAUCAACUAGUCUAUUCGUUCCAGAGCCGGAGGAUGCCGUGGCUCACGGUGACACUAAUCUUGCCGUCAAUGACUUUUUUGCACGCCCACCCUUAUAGCCAA